Malassezia sympodialis ATCC 42132 is the source of this 570-nucleotide messenger RNA. RefSeq lists its product as uncharacterized. The coding region runs from base 1 to 570 and encodes 189 amino acids. Gene Ontology annotation, biological process: mitotic DNA replication termination. The record is from RefSeq and is a predicted model, not a curated record. NCBI's taxonomy places the organism in Eukaryota, Fungi, Basidiomycota, Malasseziomycetes, Malasseziales, Malasseziaceae. The transcript is spliced from 2 exons. Gene Ontology annotation, cellular component: nucleus.
AUGCUCGACCGCCUGGGCCAGCUGUACAACAAGGACGGGCUGAUUGAGUACCUGCUGCGCCGCUCGAAGCACACGGCCACCGAGGCCGAGAACCUGGCCGCGCGGCACAUUCGCGGCCUCAAGGACGUGCGCGCCGUGACGCUCGCGCCGAAUCCGGUGCGCGAGGCCGAGCGGGGCGAGGCGCUGUACUACCCCUAUGCGUGUCCGCUCACGCAGCGCCCGAUGAAUGGGAAGAACAAGUUCGUGGCGCUAUGGACGUGCGGCGAGGUCGGCCUGCGCGAGACGGCGUUCCCCGGCGCGCCCCGGAAGGAGGUCGCGACGCCGACGCCGUGCCCCCAGUGCGGCGUGCCGUUCCAGCCGGCCGCCCUCUGGCGCGCGGCGCCCACGGUCGAGGACGACGUCGUGGCGCUGUACCCGCCGCCCGAGACCCAGCGCGCGCUGCGCGAGCAGCUGGCCGCGCAGCGCAAGAAGCGCAAGUCGGCGUCGUCGGACGCAGACACGCCGAAGCGCGCGCCGGCGUCGACGGACGCGGCCGCGCCGAAGCGCGCGCGCCCCGAGGGCCUCCUGUAG